AUGCGUAUUCUCAUGAGCGCCUUCCGCCUGCCAUGGGAUCGGCAAGUGGCCGGAGAGACAUACGGCGCAGUUGUACCCUCUGCUGCCGCCGUCGCUGCCGCCGUCGCCAUCGCCGUCGCCAUCGCCGUCGCCAUCGCCGUUGCCGUGACGCACUCCGAUAUCGCUCAAUGCAAGAGAUGUUUUACUUCGAUAGAUUUACGAGCAGCGAUGGCGACGACUGAACUCCGGCUUCUACCAACCCUCCCCCCCCAACGACCAAUCUCCCUGACGACCUUAGAACCUUACCAACGACCUUCCCUCGCCGAUGAACUAAUAAGCUCAACAACCUCAUCAAUCCACACCGACGACCCGCCUCACCAACUACCACACUCCCUGACGACUUUAGAACCUCGCCAACGACCGGACAACCUCGCCGACGACCGAACAGCAUCGCCAACGACCGAACAACCUCGCCGACGACCGAACAGCAUCGCCAACGACCGAACAACCUCGCCGACGACCGAACAGCAUCGCCAACGACCGAACAACCUCGCCGACGACCGAACAACAUCGCCAACGACCGAACAACCUCGCCGACGACCGAACAGCAUCGCCAACGACCGAACAACCUCGCCGACGACCGAACAACCUCGCCGACGACCGAACAACCUCGCCGACGACCGAACAACCUCGCCGACGACCGAACAACCUCGCCGACGACCGAACAGCAUCGCCAACGACCGAACAACCUCGCCGACGACCGAACAACAUCGCCAACGACCGAACAACCUCGCCGACGACCGAACAGCAUCGCCAACGACCGAACAACCUCGCCGACGACCGAACAACCUCGCCGACGACCGAACAACCUCGCCGACGACCGAACAACCUCGCUAA
Molecule: messenger RNA, 876 nt
Organism: Penaeus chinensis
Lineage: Eukaryota; Metazoa; Arthropoda; Malacostraca; Decapoda; Penaeidae
Product: salivary glue protein Sgs-3-like
Exons: 2
Coding region: 1-876 (291 amino acids)
Source: RefSeq, a predicted model, not a curated record